Leptopilina heterotoma is the source of this 621-nucleotide messenger RNA. Its product is annotated as pro-resilin-like. The coding region runs from base 21 to 425 and encodes 134 amino acids. NCBI's taxonomy places the organism in Eukaryota, Metazoa, Arthropoda, Insecta, Hymenoptera, Figitidae. The record is from RefSeq and is a predicted model, not a curated record. Gene Ontology annotation, cellular component: extracellular matrix. The transcript is spliced from 3 exons.
UGUGUCAAAGAGUUGCUCUCAUGAUUUUAACGGUAUUGCUGUUGACGACGAUGCUGCUGGUAUUAGGAAUUUCGAGUGAACCACAGGGACCAUCAUAUCUACCUCCCAGUGGAGGUGUUUCUGCAUCACAUCCGUCUAGACCUGAUGCUGGCCAUCCUGACGAGUGGGCCGGGGAUCCAGUCAACUAUGAAUUUUCCUACGAAGUACAAGACGGUGAUGUUGGUCUUGAUUUUGGACAUCGAGAAAUGCGCAAAGACAACACAGCGACCGGAAGCUAUCAUGUUCUACUUCCUGAUACACGUAUUUUAUACGUCGACUACAUUGCAGACGAAAACGGCUAUCGACCGAUGAUUCGAUAUGAAGGAACCGCCUCUUAUCCCGCUCCCGGUUCUCGUCCUUCAUCGGACCAGGGGUAUAAAUAUUAAUGAAUCCAUUGAAUAUGCAUCAAGCAUUAAAAUGAAGAUGCGAAAAAUGUCGUGAAUCGCUUUCUGAGCGUUGAUCGUUUCGGAAGCAAUAAAUUCUCAGAAUAAAGUUAUCUUUGAUGACAAAAGCGAAAAAAAAAUGAAAUGAAAACGAGGGUGUCACGAAUAAUGUGAGAUUUUCUAUCAAAAAGUCCUUUCA